Blastocystis hominis is the source of this 390-nucleotide messenger RNA. RefSeq lists its product as hypothetical. NCBI's taxonomy places the organism in Eukaryota, Bigyra, Opalinata, Blastocystidae. The record is from RefSeq and is a predicted model, not a curated record. The coding region runs from base 1 to 390 and encodes 129 amino acids. The transcript has a single exon. Gene Ontology annotation, biological process: cristae formation.
AUGCGGAAGUACGCGGAGGAAAACCGCGGGAAAGAGGCGAAGAAAAAAGGCCUGGUGAUUCUGCGGGCGGUGUACGGCGAGGAGGCUGCGGUGGGCAUUGCCGAGUGUGGCGUGGACAAUGCCGAGUGUGGGAGCGGAGCGGAGAAGGCGCUGGACGUGACGGUGGCGCUGCAGUUCAUGGUGAGGGAGUCGAAGCUGCGGCUGUACGCGGGGUCGAAGAAGGACUACGCGGGGUUCUGCGAGGUCGGGGAAGGAGCGGCGAGGAAGAAGCUGUACGUGCGAUAUGCGUUCAAUGGGUCCGUGUAUGAGCUGGAGGUGGACGACGCGGAGCCGGUGUAUCUGCCCGCGUUCCGCGCCACGAGGCUGGGAAGCGAGGAGGUGGUCGAAUAG